AUGGGCGAUUUCAAUGACAUCGCCUGCCAAUCGGAAAAACUGGGAGAGCAUCCUCAUCCAGGGGCACUCAUCGAGGGUUUUAAUGACACCCUGGGAGACUGCCAGCUCGUUGAUCUUGGGAUGACGGGUGGCAGAUUCACGUGGGAGAAGGGUCGAGGGACGGAUGCAUGGGUGGAGGAACGUUUGGAUAGAGUCGUGGCUUCGUUAGAAUGGCUAGAGAUUUACGAGGAGGUAGAGGUACGAAAUGUUUGGACCUACAAUUCUGACCACUAUGCCAUCUUUUUGGACUUAGAUACACAGCCGGUGAGGGCGACUAGGAGGGCGUUCAAAUUUGAAUCGGCGUGGUUGCUUGAGGAGGGGUGUGCCAAGGUGGUUGAUGAAGCUUGGCGCCGGGCGAUGGGAAUGUGCUUCCAGCAAAAGAUAGCUGAGUGUGGUCAGCGGCUUUGGAGAUGGGGGGAGAGCAUUACCGCCAGUUUUGGAAUCGGAUAA
This is a messenger RNA of Ipomoea nil (Japanese morning glory), 489 nucleotides long. RefSeq lists its product as uncharacterized. The transcript is spliced from 2 exons. Lineage: Eukaryota; Viridiplantae; Streptophyta; Magnoliopsida; Solanales; Convolvulaceae. The record is from RefSeq and is a predicted model, not a curated record. Bases 1 to 489 code for a protein of 162 amino acids.